Messenger RNA from Chara braunii, 1240 nucleotides. The record is from the annotation of a GenBank genome assembly. Lineage: Eukaryota; Viridiplantae; Streptophyta; Charophyceae; Charales; Characeae.
GCGAGUUGUGAGCAGCGGGGGCAACUUCCGGCAAGGCGCAUCUUCACCUCCACCGUGUGUGCUGUCCUGUGGACUCCGAAGCACGCCAUCUUCCGUUGCAGCGUACGUCAGCGGGCGUGUCUUUGGCGGUUGUGGCAGGCGUCACGCUCUUCGGGCAGAAAGAUUCCUAGAGAUGGAUCUUCGCGUCAGCGGGCACGGUUUACGCGAAGAGGAGAUCGACGCGGUGGCGAUGGCGGUUACUGCCGUCGUCGUGAGCACGAUGGGCGGCAUGUCGUCGUCCUUAAGCGACAUGCUGACACAGCUCCGAAAACGAAGAGCGCUGUUGCAGCGCAUUGCCGAAGCGCCGGAUUGCGUGGCCACGUGUGAGGCAGUCGUCCAGUUGUGCGCCGCGCUGUCAUCUGGCGUUUUCCCGCGGCGGACCCCGCGUUGGUGGAUUAAACGACAGACUGGCGGGACAUGGGAGGAUCUCCGCCUGUGUGAUGACGCGACGGACGAGUAUUACCGACAGAAGUUGCGCAUGUCGUUGGCCAUGUUCAGGCAGAUCGUUGCCGCGUGCGCCACGUACGUGGAGAAGAAGGUGACGCACUACAGGAUGCCUUUGCCAGUGGAGCAGGUGAUCGCUUUCGCAUUGUACAGGUGGGCGUCAGGAGAGACGUACGAGAGCGACACUUCGGCCUUCGGCAUCGGCAGGGCAACUGGACUGCAGGCCGUCUGCGACGUCACUUCGGUGCUGUUGCAGGCGUACCCCGACGCUAUCAAGUGGCCAGUUGGUCGUAGACGUGCGCAGAUUCUGCGCGCAUUCCGUGACAAGGGUUUCCCGAACUGCUUCGGCGCGAUCGACUGCACACACAUCUACAUUGACAAGCCCCUCGGCGCACCUUCCCACAACUACUACGACCGCAAACAGAGGUUCUCCGUGCAGGCGCAGGUGGUGGUGGACUUGGAUCUGCGGAUCCUCGACGUCCACAUCGGAUACCCGGGAAGCGUGCACGAUGUCUGCGUCCUGCACAAUUCCCAGCUGUGGAGGCGUGCAGAAGCUGGCGAGCUGUUCGACGCACCUCCGGAGAAUCUGCCGCACGGUGUCGUGGCGCGAGGUUACCUGCUAGCCGGGAGGGGGUUUGGGUAGGGGUUGAUAGCAUUCGCGCAUGUUUUCGUUCGCUUCUCUGGCGGGACGACGGACAUACGUGUUUUGCAAUUGUUGAUGCAACCUGCUUAACAUUAGUAAACUGCGUAACACAAA